Messenger RNA from Lottia gigantea (owl limpet), 609 nucleotides. RefSeq lists its product as hypothetical. The coding region runs from base 1 to 609 and encodes 202 amino acids. The record is from RefSeq and is a predicted model, not a curated record. NCBI's taxonomy places the organism in Eukaryota, Metazoa, Mollusca, Gastropoda, Lottiidae. The transcript has a single exon.
AUGGCUCGAGAUCAUUCAGUGAGUCUCUGUAAAGUUCCAGGCAUGGCUCGAGAUCAUUCAGUGAGUUUCUGUGAAGUUCCAUGCAUGGCUCGAGAUCAUUCAGUGAGUCUCUGUAAAGUUCCAGGAAUGGCUCGAGAUCAUUCAGUGAGUUUCUGUAAAGUUCAAGGCAUGGCUCGAGAUCAUUCAGUGAGUCUCUGUGAAGUUCAAGGCAUGGCUCGAGAUCAUUCAGUGAGUUUCAGUGAAGUUCAAGGCAUGGCUCGAGAUCAUUCAGUGAGUUUCUGUGAAGUUCAAGGCAUGGCUCGAGAUCAUUCAGUGAGUUUCUGUGAAGUUCAAGGCAUGGCUCGAGAUCAUUCAGUGAGCUUCUGUAAAGUUCAAGGCAUGGCUCGAGAUCAUUCAGUGAGUUUCUGUGAAGUUCCAGGCAUGGCUCCAGAUCAUUCAGUGAGCUUCUGUAAAGUUCAAGGCAUGGCUCGAGAUCGUUCAGUGAGUUUCUGUAAAGUUCCAGGCAUGGAUCGAGAUCAUUCAGUGAGCUUCUGUAAAGUUCAAGGCAUGGCUCGAGAUCGUUCAGUGAGUUUCAGUGAUGUUCAAGGCAUGGCUCGAGAUCAUACUUAA